This is a messenger RNA of Macadamia integrifolia, 4292 nucleotides long. Its product is annotated as CDP-diacylglycerol--serine O-phosphatidyltransferase 1-like. The transcript is spliced from 13 exons. Lineage: Eukaryota; Viridiplantae; Streptophyta; Magnoliopsida; Proteales; Proteaceae. The record is from RefSeq and is a predicted model, not a curated record. Gene Ontology annotation, molecular function: L-serine-phosphatidylethanolamine phosphatidyltransferase activity. Bases 2680 to 4032 code for a protein of 450 amino acids. Gene Ontology annotation, biological process: phosphatidylserine biosynthetic process.
UGUAUGAUUUAAUCCAAAUUUCCCUUUUUUUUUUAAUCUUUAUUUGUUAUCACAUGCGAUAUGAUCUCAUUAGCUUGUACUCUGACUCCUUAUUCUUUCGUAUUUUUGCCUCUUGAAAUGAUUAAGGUUGAAUUCAUUUUCCUUUUGCUUAUGAAUUCUGAUGAUUUGAUAGGGGGUUAAGUUCUAGUACAUCUUAAUGAACAUAUCUUCAGUGUUCACUGUUGAAAGGUGUUUGGUUGUUAAUCUGUAUUAAUUUCUGCAGUAUUUGUUCAUUCAUGGUUAAGUGCUCCUGAAGUUCUUAAGUUGGUUUACUCAAGUCUGCUAAGUCUGUGUUAUGAUUGUUGAUUUAUGUGCAUAAUCUGUGUGUGACUGUUUUGUGUAAUGUUUACUUUAAAGCUGUAUGGUAAUGGUGUGAUCCUGUUAUUUUAUUAUCUGUAAAGAUUUUGGGCUUUGUUGACCGGGGAAAUUGAUGAGGAUAGCAGGAGCCCAAUAAUAAGAAGAAACCCAAUAAGUUUUCAGCUACCUUAUUUGAUUAUUAGUGAAUACCAUAAAUUUGGUUUUUAUUUACUUGUACCUUGACACUUGUUAGGUGAUAAUUUCAAGUGCUGUUCUUAAUGUAUGCGGAUAUAAUGAGCUUUGUAGAUUGUUCAAUUUGAUAUGGACCAAAAUCCCGUCACAUACGUAACUUGUUAUUCGAAUCUUAUGUGAUGAGAAUACCAUUCAUGAAGUCUAUAAACCCCAUACAUGGUGGGUCACAUGUUCUCCCAAAUUGACAUAUGGUUUAUCCAAGUAAACUCCCCAUCUAUCCAUUUGUUAGACUUGCCAAAUCCUUUGUCUACGUGGAAAAAACAUGCUACCCGUGUAGUAAAAUAUCUGACACCGUCUCCAUUGGAAUUUUUUUUUUAUUAUUAUUUAAUUACAAUGUUAACUAGAAAUGAAAGGUAAGGCAGAAUUCACUAUCACAGCAGUCAAUGUGGAAAAUUGUUAAUCUACUAAAUAUGGUUACAACUACUUGUGAUAUGACUGCAUAAAAAAAUAACUACUGAUGAUAGUAAUCAGUGUCUAGAAUGUUUUUGGUCUACUGGAAACACCCUUGAUGUUUAAUAGUUACUGUAGCAGGUGAACUUGAAAUUUGAAAUAGUGAAAAUCAGAUACUGUGAGUCAAGGCAAGUAAUGAAAGUAUUUUGGUUUGCAAUUUUAGACAUCUAUGUACGUUUUUUCUUCUUAAUUUAUUGGUUUAUUUAUGAUAUUGAUUGAUUUUAUCUUCAAAGGAUAGUAAUUAAACUGUAUUCACUAUCUGGUUCAUGGGAGUUACAUUAUCCUGCCCAUGAAACUUCCUUGUGAAUUGGUACUUGUGAUUUCUUUUAUUGGUUGCUUUAGUUUGAACUUACCAUAUGAUAAGCAUACCAUGAUGAAUAUAAGGAUGUGGUUGGGAAAUAACUGUCCAUUUCCACCUUGUUCAGACAUUGGCCUUUGGGAUGACAUUUUCAAUUUGUCUUCCUUAAAUCUGUAUGGAGUACAAGGCUGUGAAUUGCCUGUGAUUGAAUACCCUAAUAUUUCCGUGGGAUGACAUUUAUAUGCAUGGUUUAGGUUUUUUGAAUAGCCCACUGACUGUUUCCACCAGAUUUUCAUUUUUUAUUUCAUAUCUUGUAGUUAGGUGUGUCAUUGGGAAUAAAUUUUGGUAUUGCUAAUAAUUUUCCCGUUGGGAGUAACUGAAAUUUUGUUGUAAAGUUUCAAAAUAUUAAAUUUUGUUGUGUUAAUUGAAUUGGGAAGUAUCAGUACUUGUAAGAUUUCAAUGCUUUAACUAUUAAGUAAAGGUUGAGAUAAUAGAUGAUUACUGUCAGGAUCCAUAAAUACAGGACAUCAAUGUAUGUCAAAUAAUAUAUCAAUAUAUGAAUAUGAGUUUGAAUGCCUUUUUAAACCUGUUAUCUUAUUUAUGACCAAGGCAAUUAUAGUAUUGGUUCCUCACAUGGUGCAAUGUGAUAUAAUGAUGUUAUUAUAUCAGGCCAUAUACUCAGCAGCAGCAUGUACUGGUGUCCAUACCAUUUUAGUGGAUGUUACAUAAGCGCCACUGUCUUAACAAGCAUCCUGUGGCCAUUGAUGUUGACAUGGUUGUUGAUCUAUGCAUUUAAAUACCAACCCUAUUGCCAUUUACUUGUGAUAGACCCCUUCGUAUAUUUAUUUUAUUUGUGUUUGAAGUUAAUAUAUUCUGAGUACUUUUUAUGUACUUUUAGAUAAAACAAGAAUAAAUGAAAAAAUAGAAAUAUUAUCGACCACAUAAGCUUGAAAUGGAGUUGCUUCUCUAGAAAAAAUACAAAGUUAUGGCAGAAAAUGGGGUAUAUUGUGGGCGUAGCUCAGUAUUAGAUUUCCUGUGAAAUCAUUAACAUUUCCUUAGAAAUUUCUGAUGUUGGAAACUUUCACAAAGAGAGAGUUGGAAGUUAUGCAUACCCCCAAUUUUUAGUCACACCAUCGUUAAAAAUAGGUAAACUUUGUGGAAAUUUAGAAAAAGUUGCAUAUACUUUUAACAUUUUUUAUUAUAUGAUGAUAUGCAAAGCCCUUAUUGACUCCUCUGCUUGCAAACAAGUACUAACUGAUUAUUUUUGUGAAACAAAAAGGUUCUUGUUCUUGGGAUCUAUUUGAGAAUGUGACAAUUUUGUAAUAUCUCAGCUUAGCAUCUACAUGGUCUGUUUGGCUUUAAAAUGCUGUGAAGCUUCUCCACUACGGUACAAAUUGUACUUCUUGAUUGAUUGGUCGAUGGAACCUAAUGGUCAUAGGAAAACAAGAAGGGAUCGUACUGUGCAAGAAAAGAGUGUUAAGAUCUCAUCAAAUGAUGCUGAAGAACUGGAUCCUUGGACUGCAUGGGCAUACAAGCCUCGUACUAUUUCCUUGCUAUUUAUUGGUGCAUGCCUUCUUAUUUGGGCAAGUGGAGCUCUUGACCCAGAUAACAGUUCAUCUGAUGAUCGCGUUAGAUCUGUGAAGAGGGGUGUAUGGGCAAUGAUUGCGGUCUUUCUAGCUUAUUGCUUGCUUCAAGCACCAUCAACAGUGCUUAUUAGGCCACAUCCUGCAAUUUGGCGCUUAGUCCAUGGAAUGGCAGUUGUUUACCUUGUGGCACUUACAUUUUUGCUCUUUCAGAAUCGUAAUGAUGCUCGGCAGUUCAUGAAAUUUCUACAUCCUGAUCUUGGUGUUGAACUUCCUGAAAGAUCGUAUGGAUCGGAUUGCCGAAUUUAUAUUCCGGACAAUCCCACAAACAGGUUUAAGAAUGUUUAUGAGACCUUGUUUGAUGAGUUUGUUCUAGCUCAUAUUUUUGGAUGGUGGGGCAAGGCCAUAAUGAUUCGCAAUCAGCCCCUUCUGUGGGUGUUGUCAAUUGGGUUUGAGUUAAUGGAGCUCACAUUUCGUCACAUGUUACCAAACUUCAAUGAGUGCUGGUGGGACAGUGUCAUACUGGAUAUCCUAAUCUGCAAUUGGUUUGGUAUCUGGGCUGGAAUGCGUACUGUCCGUUACUUCGAUGCGAAAACAUAUGAGUGGGUUGGUAUAAGUCGACAACCAGAUAUGAUUGGCAAGGUUAAACGAACAUUAGAACAGUUCACACCAGCACAGUGGGACAAAGAUGAGUGGCAUCCUUUGCUUGGUCCGUGGAGAUUCAUACAAGUUCUCAGCCUUUGCAUUGUCUUCUUGACAGUAGAGCUCAACACCUUCUUCCUCAAGUUCUGUCUUUGGAUUCCUCCUCAGAACCCUUUGAUUGUGUAUAGAUUGGUCUUGUGGUGGCUGAUCGCAAUACCAACCAUUCGUGAGUACAAUUCAUACCUACAGGAUAGAAAACCAAUAAAGAAGGUAGGGGCAUUUUGUUGGCUUUCCCUUGCCAUAUGCAUAGUAGAGUUCUUUAUAUGCAUCAAGUUUGGCCAUGGCUUAUUUCCAAAUUCAAUGCCUGUGUGGUUGGUAUUCUUCUGGGUUUCUGUGGGGGUAGCCCUGAUGAUAUUCCUGAUGGUGUGGUCUUGGCAGUUGCAUCAAACUUUGGGUAGAAAAAGGCUAUGAUUUUGCAUUUCUGUUACCCCAUUUUUUAAUUCUUAUUUUAUUAAUAUCCUUCCAAUUUGUACAUAUAUAUAACCUUUACGAUCUGUAAAUUUUAUGAUGUUAUUUUUAAGUAGAGGGAAGCAAUUUAGUAUGUUGAGAAUGGUUGAUUUUUCCUGUUAAGUAGUGGAAGAUGUCUUUUAUUUCCAAGUGUUAGUUUCUACUUUGCUAACGUUGCAAAUCGGAGAACAUUUCUAAACUGGAGGUCGACGUUAUAUCUCUUA